AUGGCCAACGUGGAAAGGGUCAAGCCCAUGGAUGUAAGUCAAACUUCACAGAAGGAAAAGUGUUGUUUAAUAUUAAUGUGUUUUUGAAGUGUGACUUGGCCCAGUCAUAUGAAUGAAAUUUUGUAUGUUGUAUCUCAUGACAGUGCGAUCCUUCAACAUCUUGUGAGGUAUGUAGGCUGUGUGCGUGUGUUUGUAUGCAAAGUAUCACACCCAGUUAAGCGCAUUUAUUGUACAAGUCAAAGUAGAGCAGUUAGCUGUACUUUUCUCUUGGUAAACAGACCCUUUUUCAGCAGGCUUUUCUGUUUCAUGUAACGUCAAUGUCAAAAAUGUUUAAUAUUCCUGUGUUUUUGAAGUGUGACUUGGCCCAGUCAUAUAAAUUAACAUUUUAAUGCUGUAUCUCGUGAUAGCGCUCUGAACAGCGUUCAACAUCUUGUGAGGAAGUUUGGCCGUGUGCGUGUGUUUGUGUGAAAAGUAUCACAACCAGUUAAGCACAUUUAUUGUACAAGUCAAAGUAGAGCUGUUAGCUGGACUUUUCUCUUGAUAAAAAGACCAUUUUCAGCAGGCUUUUCUGUUUCAUGUAACGUCUAUGUGAAAAAUGUUGUUUAAUAUUUGUUUUUAAAGUAUAACCUGGCCCAGUCAUAUAAAUUAAAUUUUGUAUGCCGUAUCUCAUGACAGUGCUCUGAACAGCCUUCAACAUCUUAUGAGGUAGGUACACUGUGUGUGUGUGUGUGUGUGUGUGUGUGUGUUUGUGUGCAAAGUAUCAGACCCAGUUAAGUGCUCCUAUUGUACAAGUUAAAGUAGAGCAGUUAGCUGGACAUUUCUCUUGAUAAAAAGACCAUUUUCAGCUGGCUUUUCUGUUUUAUAACGUUUAUGUAGACACGGAAGUAUGGAUUUAAAAACUCAGGACUGUGCCAAGCCCGAAUCACCACUGACUCUUUUUUUUUUCUCUCUGCCCUCCUGGGCCCGUCUGUCUGCUUAGGUGGUACUUUUAGUUGCACACAGAUAAGAUGAGAUGAGCACCCAUUUUAUAAGCUUCCAAAAAGCGGUUGUUCCUUUUACAUUUUACAGUUUUUACAUUUUGCGUCCAUAAAUUACCCUACAAAAAUCCUUCAGGCCAGACAUGUUAUAACUGAAUGCCAAAGAGUAUUUUUGUGCUGGCUCCUAAAGUGUGAUUUCUCUAUUAUGUUUACUAAUUUUGUUUUGCCACAGGACAUAAGGACAGCUCAAGUCACUCUAACCUUCAAGUGGUCAGGGGAUUCUCCACCACAGAAGUCCAAGCUAGAGAUGGCUCUUCAGACAUGGGCCACUAAAAAAUAUAAUGGAAACUGCAAAGUUGUCAACAUACGUGGUGGAACAGCUGUGAUAGAGUUUGAGCCAGCUCCAGGUGCAGUAUGACUAAAUGUUAAAGCAAAAUUUGAAUUGCACAUUUAUUAAACAGCGCAAUAAAGACUCUGAGAUCCUAUCGAAAGAGUAUUGUUUAUACAAAUGUAUUUGAUAAUGCAGUAUUUUAAUUCAUCUUCUUUCAAAGUGAAAUGAUUUUUGUCUCCUUUUUUUCAGACUUGAGUGACCUUCAGGAACUGUGUGGUCAAACUCUGGAAAUCAAAGACAAGCUCAAAAACUCAGCACAAAUUAUGUGUGCCAUUGUAAAACCUCCAAAUCUUAAGACCGAAAUACCAGACAACACUUCAGAGCCCCAAGAUGUAAGUUCAGUGUUGUCAGAAAUGGCAAGUUAAUCCCAUUAAAUUCAGUUUAAUUAUUUCAUGGUAUUUGUUUUUAGGGAGAACAAGACCUGAGGAAACAAAGCUGUGACGUGGAUAUUGAUAGGGCUCCCAGAGUGUCAUUUCUUGAUUAUAUUUACCGAUUCUGUAUUGCCACAGGACAAAAGAAAAGCUCAAUUCACUCUAUCUAUCAAGUGGUCAGGGGAUUCUCCACUACAGAAGACCAAACUAGAGAUGGCUCUUCAGACAUGGGCCUGUAAAAAAAAUAUAGGAAGCUGCAGAGUUGUCAACAUACGUGGUGGAACAGCUGUGAUAGAGUUCGAGCCAGCUCCAGGUGCAGUAUGACUAACUAGUAUAGUAAAAUUUUAAUUGCACAUUUAUUUAACAACACAAUAACGACUCUGACAUCCUAUUUAAAGAGUAUUGUUUAUAAAAAAUGUAUUUGAAAAUGCAGUACUUUAAUUCAUCUUCUUUGGAAGGGAAAUUAUUUUUGUCUCCUUUUUUUCAGACUUGUGUGACCUUCAGGAACUGUGUGGUCAAACUCUGGAAAUCAAAGACAAGAUCAAAAACUCAGUGCAAAUUAUGUGUGCUAUUGUAAAACCUCCAAAUCUUGAGACAGAAAUACCAGACUACACUUCAGAGCCCCAAGAUGUAUGUUCAGUGUCCUCAAAAAUGGCAAGUUAAUCCCAUUAAAUUCUGUUUAAUUCUUUCAUGGUAUUUGUUUUUAGGGAGAACUACACCUGAGGAAACAAAGCUGUGACGUGGAUAUUUAUAGAGCUCCACUGCCAAAACCACAAAGUGCGAGAGAUCCUCCAAAUACCCUUCUCCAGAAGAUUGAUUACAGUGGAUCAGAUUUUUCUCUCAAGAGCAAAGAUCCCAAAAAGUUAAUGGAUGAACUGAAAAUCAACAAGAAGAAGGAGAGCAAGCUCCUGCAAACUGUAUCUUUUGACAGAAUGACUGUUCAUGGGCCGAGCCAGAGCCGAGAUGCCAUCGAAAAGUUACUCAACACAGUAACAAACACUGAUCCCUCUCAGGAAGAGUCUGCAGCAGCAAAUCAAGACACACCAAACAUUGGCAUGAACAUCCAGGACCCUCUCCUCAACAGUGGCCUCAUCUUUGCAGAAAAAUACUGGAAACUGAUCAAUACUUCCUUCUGCAAGGAUUUGGCCAAAAUAAAAGCUAAGUUUGGAGUGGACGUAAAAGAAUUAAGCAACAGUUCAGGCCAAGUCAAAAUUGAAGUUUGUUGGAAGGAAUCAGGAAGAAAUGCAUCAAUGGAGAGCCAUGCUCUUAGAGCUCUUCUCCAUCUGUACCAGAAGAUUGCUACAUCCCCGUUAAACAACACCUAA
Molecule: messenger RNA, 3064 nt
Organism: Xyrichtys novacula (pearly razorfish)
Lineage: Eukaryota; Metazoa; Chordata; Actinopteri; Labriformes; Labridae
Source: the annotation of a GenBank genome assembly